This is a messenger RNA of Caenorhabditis bovis, 342 nucleotides long. NCBI's taxonomy places the organism in Eukaryota, Metazoa, Nematoda, Chromadorea, Rhabditida, Rhabditidae. The record is from the annotation of a GenBank genome assembly.
AUGAACUCAACAUUCGUCGAAUUCUACUACGACGAUGUGGUGAGCAACGCGAGACUCACCGACGACACCAUCACACCAAUGUCUUACCGCGAUCGGAUUACUGUCGAAUUGACGCUUAAUUUCUGCUCAUGGCUUCUGAAUCUCGCGCUUUUCCUAUUCGUGCGCUUCACGAAAAGCAUUUGGCAGUCGUUAAAGUCGACAAUUGUUUUUGUGACAACCGGAUCGCUUAUUAUAAAUAUUCCGCUGCUAACAUUCCAAUUUUGGAUGGACAUAUCCAAGGUUAGUAGGAUUCUGAUCAAAAUGUUUCCUAUCAAUACCUCGAUAGCUAAUCAUCAUCUCUAA